Closterium sp. NIES-67 is the source of this 1928-nucleotide messenger RNA. The record is from the annotation of a GenBank genome assembly. Lineage: Eukaryota; Viridiplantae; Streptophyta; Zygnematophyceae; Desmidiales; Closteriaceae.
ACUUGCCCCGCCACAUGCCCUGCACUGCACCCCGCCAGUCAUUCUGCCCCGCCAUCACCAUCUCGCUCAAAUCUGAUUGCUGCUUUCUUCACCACGCUUGGCUCAACUCCCCCCCCUUGGCGUCUCGUCGUUGGUCUGCCAUGUCCCUUGCCGUCGCCCUCAACGUCUCCGGGGCCUCCCGCUGCUCCUCCGCCCUCUCCGCGGCUCGCUCCCCAUCAGCACCCCUCUCGUCCGCGCACCAGCACACGCCGCGCCACGCUGCCCUCCGCCUGGCCUCUGCGCCCGCAGUCUCCGCCUCGCGCCCGGCCCUUCAGAUGUCCGCCCCCAACCCGCCCUCCGCGGCGGGCUCGGAAGCGGCGGCGGGGGGGGCGGCGGAGGAGAAGGAGCAGAAGCUGUGGGGCGGGCGGUUCGAGGAGGCGGUGACUCCGGCGGUGGAGCGGUUCGGGCAGUCGGUGUCGUUCGACCAGAAGCUGUACGCCGUGGACAUCCAGGGCAGCACGGCGCACGCCAACAUGCUCGCCAAGCAGGGGCUGAUGUCGGAGGCGGAGCGCGACGCCGUGGUGGCGGGGCUGGGCGAGAUCCAGCGGCGCAUCGAAGCGGGGCAGUUCGAGUGGCGGCUGGACCGCGAGGACGUGCACAUGAACGUCGAGGCGGCGCUCACGGACCUCGUCGGCGAGCCCGCCAAGAAGCUGCACACGGCGCGCAGCCGCAACGACCAGGUCUGCACGGACGUGCGCCUGUGGUGCUGCGGGGCCAUCGCGCAGCUGCUGGAGCGCGUGGCGCGCCUGCAGACGGCGCUGGUGCAGCUGGCGGGGGCGAACGAGGGGCUCGUGGUGCCCGGGUACACUCACCUGCAGCGCGCGCAGCCGCUGCUCCUCGCGCACGUGCUGCUGGCGUACGUCGAAAUGCUAGAGCGGGACGCGGGGCGGCUGCGCGACUGCAGCGCGCGACUCAACUUCUCGCCGCUGGGCAGCUGCGCGCUGGCGGGCACGGGGCUCCCCAUCGACCGCCACCACACCGCACAGGCCCUUGGCUUCACCGCGCCCCUCAGAAACAGCGUGGACGCGGUGUCGGACCGCGACUUUGUGGUGGAGCUGCUGGCGGCCAACAGCAUCGUGGCGGUGCACCUGUCGCGCCUGGCGGAGGAGUGGGUGCUGUGGGCGUCGGAGGAGUUUGGGUUCCUCACGCCGUCGGACCGCGUGUCGACGGGGUCGUCCAUCAUGCCGCAGAAGAAGAACCCCGACCCCAUGGAGCUCGUGCGCGGCAAGUCCGCCAGAGUCAUCGGCGACCUCACCACGCUGCUGGUGUUGUGCAAGGGGCUGCCGCUGGCGUACAACCGCGACCUGCAGGAGGACAAGGAGCCGCUGUUUGACAGCGUGGACACGGUGCUGGCCAUGCUGGAGGUCACCGCCGAGUUCGCCCUCAACGUCUCCUUCAACCGCCACCGCAUCGCGCAGUCGCUGCCCGCGGGUCACCUCGAUGCCACCACGCUGGCCGACUACCUCGUGUACAAGGGCAUGCCGUUCCGCACGUCGCACGAUGUGGUGGGGCGCGCCGUGGCCAUCGCGGUGGCGCGCGGUGUGGAGCUGAGCGCGUUGUCGUUGAGUGAGCUGCGCGCGCUGAACCCCAUCUUCGAGGACGACGUGUACUCCUUCCUGGGUGUGGAGAAUUCCAUCAGCAAGUUCCGGUCGUUUGGCUCCACAGGGGCGGCCUGUGUGGACGAGCAACUCAAGUUCUGGCGGGACAAGCUGCAGCUGUGAGGGCGGUGGGGAUACUGGAGGCUUCGUUCCGGAUCAUUGCAUGCAGUAUUAAGAAGCAUAAUUAUUAUUUACCUUCGAUGCCUGAAAGACUAUAUUGUAGUCACCAAGAUAAAAGCAAUUUUGCGCCCAUAGGGAACACCUUCAACAAAAUAUAUCAUCCUACACUCA